Messenger RNA from Trichomonas vaginalis G3, 1374 nucleotides. RefSeq names its product protein ubiquitination. Gene Ontology annotation, molecular function: protein binding. Lineage: Eukaryota; Parabasalia; Trichomonadida; Trichomonadidae. The record is from RefSeq and is a predicted model, not a curated record. The coding region runs from base 1 to 1374 and encodes 457 amino acids. The transcript has a single exon.
AUGUCUGAGCCUUAUGAAGAGUUAAUGAGUAUGUUCAAAAAAGCUGAUGAAGUAAUAUGUUCAUUAUACACACUUAAAACUUCAAAAGAAGAAGAUCUCGACAAAUUAUACCAAAGUAUUAAAACCGAAUUAAUUGAAACAAAGUACUUUACUUUCAAAGAUGUAGCCACAUGUUUAGUUGAUAAUUUCAACCACAGAUGCCAUUUUUUGUUAUCUUAUUUCUAUAUUUUCAAAAAAUUUUACGAAGAAUAUCAACCAAAGUUAGAUAAUGAGAAAUUGAAUAUUAGUGAUUUCUUGGAGUUUAAAGACAAUCAGUAUUUCAUCAAAGAGAAUAUAUUAAAUCUUUACACACAAAAAUCAAUUUAUAAUGCAAUUAUCAAUGACAAUAAACUUGAAUUUAUCCCAUACACAGAAGCAGAAGGUUUUGAUCCAAAUCAAAGGCUUGGAGAUAAUUUUCCAAUUAAAAAAUGUAAGUGGUUUUCAAUCCUUGAAUUUUGUUGUAACUGUGGUGCUGUUGAUUGCUUUAAGAUUUUAAUAUCAAAAUUCAACACUGUUAAUAUUACGUCUACAUGUGUUUUCUACUCGUUUUUAGGUGGAAAUGCUGAUAUUAUGAAUGAAUGUUUUAAAAAGCGAAGUCCUGAUAAAGAUAGAGAUACAAUGAGCUAUGCAAUUAUCUCACACAACAUUGAUUUUAUUACUUUUAUGAUGGACGAAUACAACAGAGAAAUUUUACUAUCUACAAGUUGUAAACAUUAUAAUCUCCAUGCUUUCUUCAUUUAUUUGGAUCGAACAAAAGAUUUUGAAACUUGUCUUGAAUACGCCACUUAUUUUAAUAUUCCAAAACUAUGUGAGUAUCUCAUCACUCAUGGUGCUGAUGUUAAAAGCCCUAAUGGAGCAACAGCAUUCUAUAAUGCCAUUCUUAUGGACCAUAAGGAUGUAGUAGAUCUUUUGAGAUCUCAUGGUGCAGAUAUCAAUUUAAAGUUCAAUCAGUUUGGUCAAUCUUAUCUGUUAAUUGCAGUUAGAGAGAAUAAUCUACAAAAUGUAGAAGCAUUACUUUCAUAUGGAGCUGAUAUCAAUACAACGGAUUAUAGCGGACUAUCAGUAAUUCAUUAUGCAACUAUGAAUAACUACACUGAACUCCUUAAUUAUCUUGUUACUAGUGGUGUUGAUGUUAAUAUAACUGAUAACCAGAAUCAAACUGCUCUUCAUAUUGCAGUACUAAAUACUCAAUAUGAAAAUUGCAAAAUUCUUUUGGAGCAUGGAGCAAGGGCUGAUAUUGCGAAUAACAGAGGAGAAACUGCACUUGAUAUUGCAGUAAAGAAUUGUUAUACAAAAAUUGCCGAACUUAUUACAUCCUACUCAAAAGAAGAUUAA